GAUUUUGAUAUCUUUGGCAUCAUUCGACCUGAACUAGGAAGAUCAAGCUUGCACGCAUACGUUCUCCGUACCAAGACUUGAUUGUCUCCCUCAAAGUAAAAAUUAAGGUAAGACUCGUUGGCUCCUAUUAUAUUCAUUUGAAUAAAGAUAUCAUUUGUCUUGCAUCAUAAAGCGUGCCUUCAAUACCUAGAGAAUUUAGAUUUACUUAACUCUGAAAAUGAUCAGGCCCCGAAAACCAGUCAUUUUACUUGCUUCUGUGGUCUGUAUUCUUGUGGUUUUUGGAAUUGUAAGCUCUCGAAAUGAGAAAUUAAAAGCAGAGAUACAAGAGGAGGCAAACCAUUUGCUUUAUCAAUGGGAAACUCUCGAAAAGACUUCCAAGUUUGUUCACAAGCAAAACUAUACAAGUGAAAUUUCACCCGAACCUUGUACUGUGAUAAAUCCCCUGACCAAUCAAUUUUUUGAUCUUCGACCUUUAGGUGCAUUGGGAAACGAUGGGCUGGUACAGGCAUGGAAUGCACGCGGCUACGAUUAUGGUCGAAACUUUUCCAUAGGUAUUUGUUCGACCCCAUUAAAACAGCCUCAAAGUCUUCCAGAGUCAGAUUUUGAAGGUGUCACAAAUAAAAGUGAGGUUGGUGGUUAUUAUACUGAUACAACAGGUCACAAAAAAUCCAUAGGACAGAUAUCAACGACUCCAAAAUUCAGAGGACGGAAGCUGGUUCUUGAAUACACAGACGGUAGUGUUUGUGAAGGCUUCAAAAAUGAUGGCUCACUAAAAAAGUCGACCAUUUUAUCGUUUGUUUGUGAUCGGGAGAUUAUGACAAAAGCAUCGAUCUCUUACGUGGGUUCCCUACAUGAUUGUUCCUACUUUUUUGAGGUGAGAACUAUUCAUGGGUGUCCGACAGCCGCAAAGAAAGACGACAAGGCAAUAAUCUGGAUUUUCCUUUUCAUUUGCUUGUGUGCUGUUGCGGUGUUCUUUGGGGGAGGUUUUAUUUAUUCACUUUUCAAAUAUAACCAGGGCCGUCAAUCAGUUUCUCACUGGAAACGCAAUUCUUUCACAGCUGGAGUGAAAAACCUUGCUCAGGUAAGUCAACGUGAGGAGAUUUACAAAUAACUAGAUACUAAUAUCGACUCAAUCGGCUAUAGAGGGAAUUAGUGCACAAUCAAUAUCGUGAUAAUGUGCCAGAAUUCAACAACUUUUUCAGCUCAUUUUCAGGAGAUGAAAACGAGUUGAUUGAUGCACUGGAUGCGCAACAGAAUGAAAACUAAUAGACCAUUUAGCAGUCUUUAUCGAAGGUGAACAAUUAAAUUAAAUCUAAUUACCCGGCAUUAACUUCCGGGUAACCAAACUUUAAGGCCGAAAAUUUUUGCGAUGAGGCGAAUUGAAUAAGGUGGGAAUUGACCUGAAAAAUUUUCUUCAGCAGCUUUUUCAAAGACUGAAAACUACAAAAUGGGUAAAGAAAAGACUCACGUUAACGUCGUUGUUAUUGGUCACGUCGACUCUGGUAAAUCUACCACUACCGGCCACUUGAUCUACAAGUGUGGUGGUAUCGACAAGAGAACCAUCGAGAAGUUUGAAAAGGAGGCUGCCGAGCUUGGUAAGGGUUCCUUCAAAUACGCUUGGGUUUUGGACAAGUUGAAGGCUGAGAGAGAAAGAGGUAUCACCAUCGAUAUCGCUUUGUGGAAAUUCGAGACUCCAAAGUACCACGUCACUGUUAUUGAUGCUCCAGGUCACAGAGAUUUCAUCAAGAACAUGAUUACUGGUACUUCCCAGGCUGACUGUGCUAUUUUGAUUAUUGCUGGUGGUACCGGUGAGUUCGAGGCUGGUAUUUCCAAGGACGGUCAAACCAGAGAGCACGCUUUGUUGGCUUUCACCCUUGGUGUCAGACAACUGAUUGUUGCUGUCAACAAGAUGGACUCUGUUCAAUGGUCUGAGGCCAGAUUCGAGGAAAUUGUCAAGGAAACCUCUAACUUCAUCAAGAAGGUUGGUUACAACCCUAAGACUGUUCCAUUCGUCCCAAUUUCUGGUUGGAACGGUGACAACAUGAUUGAGCCUUCUUCUAACUGCCCAUGGUACAAGGGAUGGCAAAAGGAGACCAAGUCUGGUGUCGUCAAGGGUAAGACUCUUCUCGAGGCCAUUGACGCCAUUGAGCCACCUGCCAGACCAUCUGACAAGCCAUUGAGAUUGCCAUUGCAAGAUGUCUACAAGAUUGGUGGUAUCGGUACUGUUCCAGUCGGUAGAGUUGAGACUGGUGUCAUCAAAGCUGGUAUGGUUGUUACUUUCGCCCCAGCUGGUGUUACCACCGAAGUCAAGUCCGUCGAGAUGCACCACGAGCAGCUUGCUGAGGGUCUUCCAGGUGACAAUGUUGGAUUCAACGUCAAGAACGUUUCCGUCAAGGAAAUUAGAAGAGGUAACGUCUGUGGUGAUUCGAAGAACGACCCACCUCAAGGAUGUGCUUCCUUCAACGCUCAAGUCAUUAUCUUGAACCACCCAGGUCAGAUCUCUGCUGGUUACUCUCCAGUUUUGGACUGCCACACUGCCCACAUUGCCUGCAGAUUCGACCAACUGCUCGAGAAGAUCGACAGAAGAACCGGUAAGAAGAUUGAGGAGAACCCUAAGUUUGUCAAGUCUGGUGACGCUGCUAUUGUUAAGAUGAUCCCAUCUAAGCCAAUGUGUGUUGAGACCUUCACUGAGUACCCACCAUUGGGAAGAUUUGCCGUCAGAGAUAUGAGACAGACCGUUGCCGUCGGUGUCAUCAAGUCUGUUGAGAAGACUGCUGCUGGUGCCGGAAAGGUCACCAAGGCUGCUCAAAAGGCUGCCAAGAAAUAAGCAAGUAGCUUCGAAUAAUAUCUUACUUCAGCGAGCUAAAUAGUUCCAAUGCUGAGUAUGGUCUUCAUCAUGGGCUCAAUGCCAACGUAAAAUUCAAGUUCAAAGUUUUUACUUGAUUACAUGUUUGUUCGCUUUUUGCCAUUGAAUCGACUGAUCAAAUAUUAUAAACUAUUACUAGGUGCUUGUCCCAAACCUCUGGCAGAAUUAAUAUUGUCAAGAAUAGUUUUGUUAGUGCGGUUGUUUGUCUUUGAAACCAACUGCUGACUGGCGAUUGAAGAACUUGAAGAAACAGUGUUUUGUAAAUUUGCAGUCUUCGAAAGUUCGUUGAUAUUAUCAUCGCCAGAGGAUAAUGUCUGAUUUUUCCUAGGAGCCGUAGGUACCACUGAAUAUGCACGCUCCCUGAAGGAGAUACCAACUUGCCUCAUCCUCUUACUGUUUUGUAAGUUGUUUGGGUCUAGUUCGUUAAACCAGUUUGUGUUUUCGUCAAACUCAUAAAUAUGGUAAUCCACGCCAAAAGGUUUAGGUUCAAACAUGUAGAUUGUAUGCAAUGGCACAUCCAAGUCCCCCACAGAGUUUUUGUUCAGAUUCAAAAAGUAUGCAAUCAAAACCCUUGCCACAACUCUGUGUGUGAUAAUUAAUAUAUGAUUCGUGGUCCUCUCCAGCUCGGUUAUCAAAGGCUUGAGCCUUGCAAUCACGUCCAAGUAUGAUUCGCCACCAACACCAGGAUACCUGUAGGCCAUUUUGUUUUCCAACCUAGACUUGAAUUC
This is a messenger RNA of Ogataea polymorpha, 3594 nucleotides long. Its product is annotated as translation elongation factor 1-alpha. The coding region runs from base 1448 to 2827 and encodes 459 amino acids. The record is from RefSeq and is a predicted model, not a curated record. The transcript has a single exon. Lineage: Eukaryota; Fungi; Ascomycota; Pichiomycetes; Pichiales; Pichiaceae. Gene Ontology annotation, biological process: translation; translational elongation. Gene Ontology annotation, molecular function: GTPase activity; GTP binding; translation elongation factor activity.